AUGGGAGAACCAAUUCCUGCGGGAGCAGACGCAGUGGUACCAUUGGAAGAUACUUCAGUUGUUGAAUAUUCGAUUGAUGGUUCUGAAGUAAUUAAGGUGAAAAUCAAAAGAACACCCGACUACAAUGAAAACAUAAGAGGAAUCGGAAGCGACGUAUCGAAGAAUUCUUUGGUUUUACAAAAAGGCGAACGUAUCAAACAUUUCUCUCUUGGAGUUUUAGCCAUGUUAGGAAAAACAAAUAUUUUGGUUUAUAAACGCCCUUCUAUAGGAGUCAUAUCAAUUGGAAAUAAUAUUUGUGAACCUAAAGAAAAACUAGCCCCUGGCAAAAUCAGAGAUGCAAAUAGAUUCACCUUAAUUAAUUUGCUUAAAAAUUACCGUUAUAAAUCAAACGAUUGUGGUAUAGCUAAAGACAAUCCUGAUGCAAUAAAGCAAGCUCUUGAACAAAGUUUUACUUGUAACGAUGUUAUUAUUAUAAGCAGUGCAAUGGGAGAAUUGGACAUGUUGAAACGGGUCCUCGUUGAGGAUUUUCAAGCUACUAUAAAUUUUUGCAGGAUAAAGAUGAAACCCGGAAAAUACACGACCUUUGCGACACUUAUGUAUAAUGAAACAUGGAAAAUGGUGUUUGGCCUAACGGGUUAUCCAUCUUCCUGUGCAAUAAUUUGUAUAAUAUUCGUUAUUCCUGCUCUACGCUUCAUGGAAAAAUCUCCUUACGACGGUUUUGUACCUAUUUCUGUGCCACCAAAUUCAUUUAAUAUACGUUCAUUGCCAUAUAAUAAUGAUGAUUGUCCAGAGUAUCGACUAGUUAAAGUAACUAGAAAUUUGACUGGAAUGACAACUGCAAAGGAAGUACCAGGCGUAUUAAGUAAUUUAGAUAAAGCAAACGGUUUACUUAUAAUUGAGCCAAAAAAAAAAUACUCAAGUAAAGAUUCAAAUGGAGACUAUCUCUAUAGUUACAAUGUAAUAUUAUUUCAUGAGAAUUAUUAUCAGUGA
Molecule: messenger RNA, 990 nt
Organism: Phyllotreta striolata
Lineage: Eukaryota; Metazoa; Arthropoda; Insecta; Coleoptera; Chrysomelidae
Source: the annotation of a GenBank genome assembly